AAUAUUUUAGAUAUUUACUAAAGUUUCUGAUGAACUGUCAGAUUCACAAUGGCUGGUAUUGAGGUGUUUAGUGUUCGUAGUAAAAAGCAAUUCAGGACAAUUUGUGUAUUCAAAUUAGAUGUUUUAAUGAAUAUGCAAUGUAAUUAUUCUGGGUUGGAGCUGAAUAGAUCCACAUUUGGUACUUGUGCACACAGGUCAGCUGCAGCAAGGGUUUCCUGUCUGAACUUGCUCUGUGCAUUUCAUGUGUGCUGCUCCUAAAAUACAGUUCAGCUAACUACAAAUCAGCUUGUACAGCAAUGUUAUGCCUCCAGAAGUUUCUGGAACUUUUAUUAACACCUUUUUUCAUUAAGAAUAUAUAUUGUAGUAAAAACAAAAUAAAAACUUUCCAUAGCAGGGUCAGGCUCAUAGUCGAUAAUAUGUGUAACUCUUGAUAUGUGUUACUUGCUUUAACAAUUAGAUGAUGGUUAAUGAUUCUUUGGCCACUGUAAUGUGACCAAAAGUGUAACAGCAUAUGUCAGGUACUUAUUACAUUCUAGGUAGAGGCAACCGGAUUUUGGUCUAAAAAUCUCCUGAUACUUGAGGGAGUGUCUUUGUAUCUAGCUAUGUAUUCUAACAAGGUUCCCAAUACCAUUGAAUGCUAAACAGCCCCACACCAUCUAAUAUCCACCACCACAAGGGGGAUUGGGUUCUUUUCUACAUAAAUAUCCCUCUUUUUAUGUCAGACACACCUCUGGUGUUUAUGGCCAAAAAACGAAUUUUUGUCUCAUAAUGUGACCUGUUUCCAACCUGAUUCAAAGUUCUGAAAAUGUUUAGCUCCAGGUUCUUGGGUUUUUGUGGCUUAAUGACGAGAGAGACUUUCUUCUGGCAAGCCUUCCAAAUAGCUUUUUGGUAUGGAAGUGGUGUCUAAUUGUAAUUGUUGGAGAUCUGGUGACCCCAUGAUACAACCAACUUCUGCAAUUCUCCAACUGUGAUCCUUGGUGACAUUUUUGACUCUGGAAGCAUCGCCCUCACUGUGCUUGUGGGCAAAAUACACUUGUGUUCUCUUCCAGGCAGGUACAUCACAGCUCCAGUUGUUUUAAACUUCUUAAUUAUUUUCCUAGUAGUGAAGAUGGGUAUUUCAGGGUAUUUCUUUAUAGCCAUUGCGUGAUUUAUGAAGGUCAACAACAUUUCAUUUCAUUUGCGUGUUCUAUCUGUUGAAUAACUAAGGAUUUUUUUGUCACUUCAUAUUUAUACCCCAGUGACAGGAUGUAAAGGAUGACCAUUUAAGAGUUCCUAAAGACUCUAGUGUAAAAAAGAUUUUCUUCUUCAUAGUAAUUUAUAUGGGUGACAGUAAUUGUCCAUCCAUCCAUCCAUUCUCUAACCGCUUAGUUCAAGUCAGGGUUGCGGUGGCAAAGGGGCAAGCAGAGCAGCCCAGACGUCUCUCUCCCCAGCGACAGCGCUAACUCAUCCCGGUGGAUCCCCGGGCGAUACCAGGCCAGCCUUGGAUAUAAUCCUUCCAGCGUGUCCUAGGUCUACCCCUGGGUCUCCUCCCCAGUGGCCGAGCCCAGAACACCUCCAGAGGAAGGUGCCCAGGAGGCAUCCUUUUCAGAUACCCAAACCACCUCAACUGACUCCUUUCAAUGUGAAGGAGCAGCGGUUCUACUUUGAGGCCCUCCCGGAUAGCUGAGCUCCUCACCCUAUCAAAGAGAGUAAGCCCUGCAUUGCUGCACCUAGACGGCCGUUGAUCUCCGAAUCCCUUUUUCCCUUACUCGUGAACAUGCGCACAGUGGUCAAAAAGAGGCAAAGUACUGUAAGUGUGGGACUCAAUGCAUAUUGAAAGGAGAUAAUUCCACACAAGUGUGGUUCCUGUGUUAAUUAGUCAGUUAACAUCUGUCACUCCCUGGCCCGGGCGAGGGUAAAUGUUGCCGAAUAAGAGGUACAGGAAGCUGAUAAAAACUGAUGGCACAGCCAAGUUGAUUAUUUUCCCAAAAAAACAGUGUUGGUAUUUAUUUACAGUGGGCGGUGAGUGCAGAGAUUUUUACAGUGAUAGUCGACUUAUCGUGGUGACAUAUAGACAUACACAGACUAACAAACAAAAGAUUUCAGGUUGCGAAUACUUUCAGGAUCACUCAACUUCUUUCUUGUGAUCAAAAAGAGGCAAAGUACUAUGAGUGAGGGACUCAUAUUGAAUGGAGAUAUUUUUGUCUGAGACCUCAUCAAUUUAUUGUUCGAAAUAUCUUUCACAUUAGUCUUUUGUAUGCUUGUCUGUGGGUUUUGAACGAGGUUCCAAAUAAGCCUAGCUAAUAAAACGGUUGUAAUUAAACCUUGAAAUCAGCCCAAUUCCUAAUAUUUCUGAUACUUAGCUGACACUUUAUUAGGCUUUGAAACACAGAAUUAUCAGAGGACCUUGGAGUUCGCAGAAAAAGACACCAAGUUUUAAUUCAGCCAGAACUUCUUGCAUGCCCUCAGAUCUGGUCGUUCCAGAUGUGAAUUAUGAUGGUAAAAAAAUGCAGUAGGAUCUGACCUCCCCUAGUGAAACUAAUCCCGUAUGGACAGGGCUUUUGUCUGACAUCAGCACAUCAGUAGUGAGUUUUGCGAUGGAAGAGGAGGGCCAGAAUAAAUCUCCAAAAUAAUCCUGUUUGAAUUUUAUAAUGUGUGAAGCUGCAUAGUUCAGUCUUUGCAGAAUACAACCCAUGGUUUAGGACAGAUUGUUGCUAAAUAUGGGAGUGUGUCAGACUUUAGUAGUCUUGAAGUCGUCUGUAUGGGAGGCAUACGGAAACCGUAUAAGAAAAAAUACUAUUUAACAUUUGCCAUAGCUAAUUUUAGCAGCAAUACGAAUCCCUGUGAUUUGAGCAAACUAGUUUUGCAGUUAGCGUUAUCUCUUUGAGCUCGGUAAUUACAAGUGACAACACAAAAGUCAUAGGAGCUGGCUGUUCAUGUAGUUGUCCACUCAUUCCAGAGGGAAUUCAUAAUGUUAACUUUAGCUCCGAGAGCGUCCAAGUAUGAAGCCUAUUUAUGGUGUGGUCUGUGGCUCAUGAACACUGACUAGUGCUAGCUGGCUCCACUCCGCACAGUUCUGUGAUCCAUACGCAGUUCAGUAUCCAUGGAAUUACUUAACGAUUGUGUUUCUUGUAGGCUAUUCAUCCGUGGUAUGCAUUCCACAAAUCAGAGGCAUAUGGUGAGUCAUAUAUUAACCAACCAGAGUCAAGUGUUGAAUAAAACAACUUGGUUAUAACUUUUUAUUGUAUCAUGUCAAGUAAAAUCACGCAUCGAUUCUUAUUCUUAUAUGUAUUUUGCAUAUAACUGGGUUGAAAAUGUGACAGUAAAUCCUUUAGGUUGAUAGAAAAAGGCAGAAGUUUUUCCAUUAUAGCCUAUGGGGAAAUUGUGAGCUGGAUGCACUGAAUGCCAUAUUGGUUUCUGCUGCUUCUGACUCCUCUUGCCUCUCCAGUUCCUAUAUAUGCUCUAUGGCCACGACAAAUAAACACAGCAGCAGCAGCGAACUCCAAUCAAAGAUUCAGCCAGAAAUAAUAUAUAAACAUGGUUUGUGGAUGUAAAGUAUGAAACGUCCGCGUGUGUUCAUAACAUAACGGUGUUCGUGUGCACUUCACAAACCGGAGGUGAUGAUAAAACCAGAGGUUAGUUAGCUAAGCUAGCUUAGCAUAUGUUUGAACGAACGCAUGAAUGAAGGAAACAUACUUGUAAACAGACAAAACGAUGUGCAUGAGAGUGACAUGAGAAAUGCAGCGUUUGUGUGUGUGUAUGGGCAUAGUGUAUGUUUUAAACUUGCCGCUUCACCUGGGACGACUAUCUUGUCACAACAUCCCACGUGUACAAAAAUUCUGGGGAGGCCUGGUAAUCAUGGCUAUUGGGAUAUUUUAUAUAUUGCUGAUAUUUUACAAAGAAAGGAGUCCAUGAUGAUGGCAUGAAACUACUGAGGGGGAGGCAUCAACAAUGGGCAGCUGUAGUUGAAAACACAUACCCCUGGAAUGUGCAACCUUUGCAUUAGUUUGAGGUUCAAGAAUAAACAGCCAAGCCCAGCAUGCAAGCCCUUUAUGAGCGAGUACUUGGAAGACCCUAUCCCCGAAGCCAGAGAAACAUCUACAUAGAGAAACUGGACAUGGAUGCCCGACUCUCUGAGCUAUGUGAUCAAGUAAAGCAGAAAGCAGAUAACCCUGAUGAGCUUGCAGAACUUGUGAACAUGAACCUCGCACUGCUCUGCUCCAUGCUGAUGGCCCUGUGGGGGCAAUUUCUGGAAGUAGUGUCCCUCCAAGAGGAUGUCACCUCCCUUCUUGCUCGGGAGCAUCACGCACUCAGAGUACGAAGGUUUGCUGAGGCUUUCUUCUGUUUUGAGCACCCAAGAGACACUGCUUUGGAAUAUCAAGAACUACAUGCUCACAGCCACUUACAGAUCACCACAGCAAUCAAGAACUCAGCCUACUUCCUGUCUCUACCUCCUCUGCCUGUUGAGUGUGCUGACCUUGAUGGAGAUGUUAAUUCUUUGCCUAUCAUCUUUGAAGACAGGUACCUGGAGUCUGUUACAGAAGAUCGUGAUGUGCCAUGGCUUGGUGUCCACCAUACAAGGAGCAGCUCCAUCGCCAACAAAGUUGACAAGUCAGACCUGAAGGAGUGCAAUGCUUUGGGCUACCCUAACCCAGACCCCAAACUUCACCAAACAAUGAUGUCCACUGCCUGGCCUGGUGAGGAUGAAAAGCCAUUAAAGCCACAGAAGGGGAAGCAAGAGGACUCCUUUAAGUUCAGGGGAAAGUCUGUAAAGAUGAGAAAGAACAUCAAGACAGAAAAUUCCAAGAAACUAGUCAAACAGAGUUCUAAAGACUCAGUAGUUCUUGUUGGCUUCAAGUGUCUAAAAGUCUCUCUCACUGAAAGCAGUGGCAAAUGCAAAGAAGAUGAGUUGCCCAAUCAAAAGGAGGAAUGGGAGGCUUUACUGGGGAACUCUAGCGGUGAUGAAAGGACUUCCACUAAGCAGUUGAAUGAGCCAGAAGUUGCACCUUCCCUUCCAUAUCAAAAUUCCAUUGAAUCCACAAGUGUCCAUGUAACUAGCACUAAAAGAAAGGGAGGUGGUUCCUUUACUAAUGAUUUGAAUUUGGCUGUAGUGAAUAAUGCCCAGACUGGAAUUGGGACUGCAAUUUUAGAAAGUGAAGCAGUGCAUAAAAGUGAACUACCAUGUAGCCUAAAGUUGGUCCAAGAACCUGAGCUGGUCCCGAAACCUGGGGUCAGGCAUAUUGAAGUGAAGCCAAGCAACAAAAACCCAUAUCAAGGGGAGAAAGUGACUGUCAUAAUGCCUUUUCAGACUGACAUAACCUUCCAAGGUGACAUUUCUGAUGUCACUCAAACAGACUGUACAAAAUCAUUACUCACAGAACGAGAUUUUGUCUUUGAGAAGAAUAUAGGCCUAAAGUCUGAUGAAAGGCUGCCAGGACUCAGUCAGGCAGGUGUGUCCACAAAGGAGAUUCACCUGCUGGUGGGGGGUGACUCCAUCAAGCUGGCAGACAUUGGGGGGCCCUGUGCCUCAUGCCACCUGUCAGACUCAGGGAUUGAGAGUGAGCCUAGUUCUGGGUGGGCAGUGGAUGAACAGGGUCACCAACCAGUAGCAAGGGCCUUUCAGGCCUCUCAGCUGAUUAGGCUGGACUCCACGGUGAAAAGCAGUGGGGUAGAGAGUCUUUUUACUGAAAGUACCAGUGCAGUCAGUGGUAUCCAAUCCUCCCUCACGUCCAUCAACUCCCUGCCAUCUGAUGACAAUGCUGAGGAUGGCUCUCGAGAAUCCAUGACACCCGAGGGUCAUUCCACAUUAGAUGGGGUAAAGGGAAACAUCUUCAGAAGGGAUCAUGGCAGGAAAUCCAGCGUUGUGGUGCAGGAGCAGAAUGUGGUGUUCUCUGGGAACAUGGAUGGUAUUCCCAGCACCAACACUAACAUAAUUGGCACUACAGUCACAACCAGUUCCUGCACACAUGGCACAGCCACAGUCUCCAAUGUUUGCACAGAAGAACAGAGGUGCAGAUCAGCUUUAAUCAGUCUGAGAGCUCAACCGUCAGCUCCAUCUUGCUGUGUCCCUAUAUUCCAGGAUGCUGCCUUGGACACUCCAAGUUGUUCAAAUAUUGCUCUGCCUGUACUCACUACUGAAAUCAAACACAAGGAAGUGGAUGAGGAGACAAGUGAUGUAAAAAGUUCCAUAGAAGCAAAACAGGAGAACCUCCCCAGGGAGCCUCAGACAACAUGUCAUUCUAGCACCUCAACCACAAGUAGCACUGACAUUGUCAGACAGGGCCUAGUCGAGAAUUACUUUGGCUCACACUCUAGCACUGAUAUCUCUGAGAUCAGCCCUGUGGAGACUGCUGUAGUCACCCUGGGUCAGGUGGCAACAGUAGAGGAGGAGGAGGGUGAGCCAGAGCAUGAGAUGAUUGAGAAUGGCUACUAUGAGGAAGAGAAUGACCAUACCUAUUUAAACGAUGUUGAAGGGGCAGACUUUGGGCACUGUGAUGGGGUUGAAGAGGGAGAAGAGAGGGGCUCUCAUUUAGAACAGCUCAGCAUGGAGCCCUUCCGUGAAAUUGGAAACCUUCCUGGUGUCUGCACCCGCAGCUGCCUCUCCUUUACUUGUGCAUUGCGGGAUUCCCCAUGCAGCCUGGGCUGUUCUCGGGGGAAGUUGGAUGCUGUCACCAGACAGCCCUGCCAUGCCCCCUCCCCUUCUGCUUCUGUCUCUUUGCACUGGUACAAGAAUGCCCCCACCGCACAAAUGAACGCCUUUGUCCAGGCUAAAGAGGACUUGAAGCAACUGAAGUUACCAGGUUUUCUGUACAGUAAGGUGCCUGACCUGGCCUCCAGCAUCCCCUACUUCAGUUUGGAGGAGGAGGAGAGAUCAGAAGAGGGAAUUCAUCUCAUAGUUUGUGUCCAUGGCCUUGACGGUAACAGUGCUGACCUGCGGUUGGUGAAGACCUACCUGGAGCUGGGGUUACCUGGAGCUCGUAUUGACUUCCUAAUGUCAGAGCGUAACCAGAAUGAUACCUUUGCUGAUUUUGAGUCGAUGACAGACCGGCUCUUGGAUGAAAUUGUGCAGUACAUCCAGAUCUAUAAUCUCACCAUCUCUAAAAUAAGCUUCGUGGGUCAUUCCCUGGGGAAUUUAAUAAUCCGGUCUGUGCUGACAAGGCCCAGGUUCAAGUACUACCUGAACAAGUUACACACCUUCCUGUCCUUGUCAGGGCCACACCUGGGAACCCUGUAUAACAGCUCUGCAUUGGUCAAUACAGGUCUUUGGUUUAUGCAGAAGUGGAAAAAGUCUGGCUCCUUACUGCAGCUGACUUGUCGUGACCACCCGGACCCUCGUCAAUCCUUUCUUUACAAGCUGAGCAAAAAAGCAGGUCUUCAGUUUUUCAAGAAUGUUGUGCUGGUUGGCUCACUGCAGGACCGCUAUGUCCCCUACCAUUCUGCUCGCAUUGAGAUGUGCAAAACGGCCUUAAAGGACAAGCAGUCAGGUCCAGUGUAUGCUGAGAUGAUUGAAAACCUGCUUCUUCCAGUGCUGCAGAACAAAGAGUGCAACCUAGUACGUUAUGACGUUAUCCACGCCCUGCCUAACACCGCCAACUCCCUCAUUGGCAGGGCCGCCCACAUUGCUGUCCUCGACUCUGAGAUCUUCCUGGAGAAGUUCUUCCUGGUCGCAGGUCUUAAAUACUUUCAGUGACUGGAGGGAGAACACAGCUAUUACCUCAUUCAUCCAAACAUAAUGGUUGAAAAUUGUUGUGUCCAGUUCAUUUAAGUUUUGAAGAUAUUUAUACUUUUAUAUGGGAGGCAGAAAAUAUAAAAGUGUUUGUAUGUCAUGUUUUUUUUUUCUUUUUGUUUUUUAUGGUUAAUUUGUGGCUGUGCAGCUCUUUUUUUACUUUUCUACUGCCUUUUUAAUGAUACUUUUAAUUUUUUGUAAUGUGUGUUGAUGCUAAAGUUGAUUCCAUCAUGAACUUAUUGGAGAAGUUUUAUUCAUGGAGAAACCUCUAUUUUAUUGGCUCAUCGGAUUCAGGAAUACAAUGUUAAUGGUGAACUGGAAUAUGUAGCUGCUAUAAAUAUUUAUUAUUUUAUUGGCUUACUAAGGCACAAGUAUCUUAUAAUUUCUUUAGAAAACAAUGCAUUUUACAAUGUGUCAUUUACAUUGUUUCACCUGUGGAAAAUAAUUUUUCUACUGAGAUAAACAGUACUUUUUGCUAUUCAGAUUGACUUCUUACAGCAUUGAUAGUUUUCAAAGGAUUCCAGCUGUAUUUAAGAAGAUUUUUGAAUGUAGAGAAAACAAAGCUACCUUGGAUAUGGCUUUGGUUUUGGUUUUCCUAUCCAUUACAAUGUAAUAAACAGUAAUAAUAUCCUAAUUGUGAAAGGGGUUGGGGAAAACAGUGCUAAGAAGAACAAAUGAUUGUGAAUAUUUUAUUACAGGGUUUUUAAAUGAUCGAGAAAAGUUGAGCAGACAGCGGGUCAGUUUCAUAUGGUCAACAACUUUUGCAUUCAAAAUUUUGGUUUAUAGAAUUACUUUAAAGUUCUGUGUGUAUCUGGUUGAAUGGAAAUUCUUGUUUGUGGAACAAAGAAGCAGCUUUGUUUUAAUACUGACUGAUGCAUGUUCUCAUUUCUUUGUCCAAGUGAUUUGUACCAUCAUGUGCACUCUUUCCCAUUAAAUGUACUCUAAAUGAU
Molecule: messenger RNA, 8655 nt
Organism: Anguilla anguilla (European eel)
Lineage: Eukaryota; Metazoa; Chordata; Actinopteri; Anguilliformes; Anguillidae
Product: protein FAM135A-like
Exons: 14
Coding region: 4019-7669 (1216 amino acids)
Source: RefSeq, a predicted model, not a curated record